CUCAAGCCAACCACUCUUUCUCCCAAAAUCCAGCCAUUUUUUAUAUAAACUUUUUGCUCGUAUCCUUUGAUUCCUCCCACACUCUUUCCAACAAUCAUGGAAUACAAGCAACAAGUGCAAGUUGAGCAAAAUUCUUUGCAAUGCCAGAACAAUUCUGAAGGCAUUGGUAUGGGACAAGAAAGGCGGUCUGCCAAUUAUAAACCAAAUAUUUGGAAAUAUGAUUUCCUACAAUCUCUUUCUAGCAAAUAUGAUGAAGAGCAAUACCGAAGGGUGACUGAGAAGCUGAGGGAGGAAGUUAAGAGCGUUUUUGUGGAAGAAGCAGUGGACUUAUUGGCUAAGUUGAAGCUUGUUGAUAGCGUCAUAAAGCUCGGCCUGGGGAGUUACUUUGAGGAAGAAAUCAAACAAUCUCUAGACAUCAUAGCAGCUUCGAUCAAGAAUAAAAAUCUCAACGUGGAAGAGAAUCUUUAUGUCACUGCAUUACGCUUCAAGCUCCUCAGGCUGCACGGAUAUGAAGUUUCACAAGGCGUCUUCAAUGGCUUUUUCGAUGGCACUUUCGACAAAAGCAAAUGCACAGAUGUUAGGGGCUUGAUCGAGCUCUUCGAGGCCUCACAUUUAGCUUACGAGGGUGAAGCUACGCUGGAAGACGCUAAAGCCUUUUCAGCUAGAAUUUUAAGCGGUAUAAAUUGUAGCGCCAUUGAAAGCGACCUUGCAAAAUAUGUGGUGCAUGUCUUAGAACUUCCUUCCCACUGGAGAGUGAUGUGGUUUGAUGUCAAAUGGCACAUCAACACGUACGAGAAUGACAAGCAAACAAAUAGGCAUUUACUUGCCUUGGCUAAAUUGAACUUCAACAUGGUCCAAGCCACGCUCCAAAAAGAUCUGAGGGAUGUUUCCAGGUGGUGGAGGAAUUUGGGUAUAAUAGAGAAUCUAAGCUUCACAAGGGACCGACUGGUUGAGAGCUUCUUGUGCACAGUGGGACUUGUAUUUGAGCCUAAGUACAGCAGCUUUAGGAAGUGGCACACUAAAGUCAUAAUCAUGAUACUAAUCAUAGAUGAUGUCUAUGAUGUUUAUGGUUCUCUGCACGAGCUGCAGCAAUUCACCAAAGCUGUUAGCAGGUGGGAUACCGGAGAAGUUCAAGAACUGCCAGAAUGUAUGAAGAUUUGUUUCCAAACCCUCUAUGAUAUAACUAAUGAAAUGGCUCUCGAAAUGCAAAGGGAGAAAGAUGGGAGUCAAGCUCUACCUCACCUAAAGAAAGUGUGGGCAGAUUUUUGCAAAGCAAUGUUCAUGGAGGCAAAAUGGUUCAAUGAAGGAUACACACCUUCCUUGCAAGAGUAUUUGAGCAACGCAUGGGUUUCAUCGUCAGGCACUGUGAUUUCGGCUCAUUCAUUUUUCUCUGUAAUGACUGAGCUAGAGACAGAAGAGAUAUCGAAUUUUCUCGAGAAAAAUCAAGACUUGGUGUACAACAUUUCUCUCAUAAUUCGGCUUUGCAAUGAUCUUGGGACUUCUGUGGCAGAGCAAGAGAGAGGAGAUGCUGCUUCAUCAGUAGUGUGCUAUAUGCGAGAAGUGAAUGUUUCGGAGGAAGUUGCAAGGAAUCAUAUAAAUAACAUAAUAAAGAAAACAUGGAAGAAAAUAAAUGGACACUGCUUCACAAAAUCUCCUGCGCUGCAAUUGCUUGUUAAUAUCAACACCAAUAUGGCACGGGUGGUCCAUAACCUCUACCAACAUGGAGAUGGGUUUGGUGUUCAAGAUCGCCAUGAGAAUAAAAAGCAGAUCCUCACCCUCCUUGUUGAACCUUUCAAGCUCGAUUUACCAGAAUUUUCCUUCUAAAGUAUAGUGUAUACCUAGAUGGUUUAUAUGUAUCCUUUAAAUGAAGUGAUUGUAAUUUAUUUUCUCUUUUUUAAGAGUGCAAUUAUUGAGUA
Messenger RNA from Populus nigra (black poplar), 1916 nucleotides. RefSeq names its product alpha-farnesene synthase-like. The coding region runs from base 97 to 1824 and encodes 575 amino acids. NCBI's taxonomy places the organism in Eukaryota, Viridiplantae, Streptophyta, Magnoliopsida, Malpighiales, Salicaceae. Gene Ontology annotation, biological process: diterpenoid biosynthetic process. The transcript is spliced from 7 exons. Gene Ontology annotation, molecular function: terpene synthase activity; magnesium ion binding. The record is from RefSeq and is a predicted model, not a curated record.